AUGACAAGCGAACCUUUCCUAUGGUAUAGAGACAAAGACAGACUAAGGAUUGGUGAUGUUAAUAGGUACAAUGUUACUUAUAAGCGACAACGUGGUGCCAAUACGACCCAAACUUAUCUCAGAAUUAAAAACAUUGAAAACCCGGGAAUAAGAACUAUUCAUUUACUAACAGGUCCAUUCAUAUUGUACUGCCACGUCGUGCCCUGUAACUACAGGUAUAGGAAGCAAUUCUAUCCGGCUGAUGCAGGGGUAAAUGCUGAGGUGGUCUUUGAGAAUCAGCUCAAGCCUAACCAGUCAUUUAACGUGACCUUACUUUUGAAUGACAAUUCUUUAGCUAAAGUUUCCAACGAGAAAGGAAUUACGUAUGACCACUUUCAAUGGGAAAUAGAAGUUAUAUCACAGAUUGUCAUUACCAAAAAGACAGAGGUGCUCUACGACAUGAUGAUUGGAGAUGAUCCCCACGCCAUGAAAAAGUUGGGGCAUGGCAACCUUCAAAAAGCUUUGACCAGUAUCGUUCCCGAUAACACUGACGAAGUCAGUACUGCACAAGAUGUCUUUGAUCAUGAAACAAAAAAUCACAUAUUCAACCCCUAUUUGAGUGUUGAUAAGAAAACCACUGAAGAUCUUUGGAACAAGCAGCCACCGAAUCCGCUCAAACCAGUUCAUUUGAUAAUAGUCACACACGGAAUUUUCUCAAACCUCACAGCUGACAUGCUCUACCUUAAAGAGACUCUUGAGAGUUCUGUGCUGGAGAACGUCAUGAUUCGUGGCUAUCGAUUCAAUGCAGGGAAAACCGAAAAGGGAGUCAAAAAAUUAGGUCGAAAUGUGGGUGACUACGUUGUUGAUGUGAUCGAGAAGGAGCCUUAUCGUUUUGACAAAAUUUCAUUCAUUGCUCACUCACUUGGCGGUGUGGUUCAAUUAUACGCAAUCAAGUAUAUAUUGGUAACACGAGGUGUUGAUUUUUUUGAUCGGUUGCAUAUACAACCAGUCAAUUUGAUUUCAUUAGCUAGUCCUUUCUUGGGUAUCUUGAACGAACUUAAUUUGGUCCUUUCGUGGAUAUUGGAUCUUGGUACACUAGGCAAAACUGGACGUGACCUAACAUUGCUGAGGAAAUUUCCUAGUUGGAAAGAUGUGGAAAUCGGUAGUCAUAAGACAAAAGAUAGAUUCAAGCCAGUUUUGGAAACUCUACCGGAUGAUCCUCUUCAAACAUUUUUGGGCAAGUUUGAGCGAUUAACUGUGUAUGCUAAUGCCAUUAAUGAUGGUAUUGUACCAUUGAGAACUGCGGCUAUCUUGUAUCUUGAUUAUGAGGCAUUGGGUGAUGUGAAUGAAUUGAAGAGGACAAGUAAUGUUAUUGAUAGACCUGAGUUGGAAAAAGACCACCAUGACGUUGAGAGUAAUGAAAGUCAAAAUAAUGUCCUGGAAGUACCCGAUUCCAAUGCGGCGAAUGAGAAAAGUUUGGGAAGGAGCCAAGCAGCGCAAAACGAGGGGAAGCAGCAGACUGGACAAACCUCCAACUCUUUUUCCAAAGAGAAGUUGCGAUUACAGAAUAUUCAAAAGGAGUUUGGUGAGUUUACCAUUCUAAACUCCUCACAGAAGAAGCUUAGCAAGAGACAAAAGAAGUAUCUGCAUUUCAGUAUCAAAGGAGCAGACACCAAUCGCGACAGUUUGUCUGGAAGUAAUGACUCUUCAACGGAGUCUACAGCGACAAUCAAUGUUCCGCCGCGUGCGUCUGCAAUCGAGUCUGCUUUGAAUACACUAAUUUGUCCCAUUCCAUCUCAGGAAUAUAUAAUGAAUCCCGAAUCUAGGAAGCCGGUAAUAUUCCAUGACAAAUAUUAUCAUUUCGAUAAAACAAAAGACGAGACUGAUGUCAAGCCACGUUCGUUGAAGGAGAAAUUGUUUGGAUAUUCUGCGGAUUGGAGAUUACGCAAACAAGUGGUUAUUGCCAAUAAAUAUCACACUGGCAAACUUAAUUGGCGUAAAGUAUUGGUAAACUUACCUCCCGAUGCUCAUAACAAUAUCAUUGUAAGACGGCGAUUUGCUAAUGGGUACGGUUGGGGGGUGAUACAUCAUCUCUGCGAAAAUUUGUUCGAAACCAAUGCAGAUGGCAAUGGUGGACCCGAGAGUGAACUUGCAAAUAAUAUUGAUGAUGAUGAUGAUGAUGAUGAUGGUGAUGAUUCAGGAGAGGGAAAGAAGCAGGAAAUGCGCGAAAGUUCUAGUGUUAAAGCCAAAAUCUGA
Messenger RNA from Lodderomyces theae, 2235 nucleotides. RefSeq lists its product as uncharacterized. Gene Ontology annotation, molecular function: monoacylglycerol lipase activity. The coding region runs from base 1 to 2235 and encodes 744 amino acids. The record is from RefSeq and is a predicted model, not a curated record. The transcript has a single exon. Lineage: Eukaryota; Fungi; Ascomycota; Pichiomycetes; Serinales; Debaryomycetaceae.